CUUUUUUACAUUUAAUUCACAAUGUCACCUGUGGCUAUUUCUGACGCUGUGAAAGCUCAAGCCGAGAAGAUCAAAGGAGAAGCCAAUGCUCUUUUUGCUGCAAAGCAUUACAAAGAAGCCAUUGAAAAAUAUAGUGCUGCAAUUGAUCUCAAUCCUAAUGUCGCUGCCUAUUUCUCUAAUCGCGCAUUCUGCCAUUUGAAAUUGGAAUCUUAUGGUUAUGUGAUCUCCGAUGCUGAUGCUGCCCUGGCACUCGAUCCCAAUUUUACAAAGGCCAACUAUCGCCGCGCUACUGCCAACAUGGCACUCGGCAAGUUCAAGGAGGCUUUGAAAGAUCUUCGUGUGGUUGUCAAAAAUGCACCUGGAGAUAAAGAUGCCAAGCUUAAAUUGGACGAGUGCGCAAAGAUCGUUAAGCGUAUUGAAUUUGAGAAAGCAAUUGAGCAUGAUGACCACGCGCCCAGUGCUGCCGAUUCUUUGGAUGUUGAUGCAAUUGUUGUGGAAGCUUCAUACGACGGACCAAAGAUUGCAGAAGAUAAAAAGAUCACAGAAGGAUUUGUGAAGGACUUGGUAGCACGGUUCAAGGACCAAAAGAAGAUCCAUCGUAAAUAUGCAUUUAUGAUCAUCUUGGGUGUGCGUAAGAUGAUGAUGGAAUCCCCUUCAUUAAUCGAUAUCAAGGUUCCUGCUGGUGGAAAGCUCACCGUGUGUGGUGAUGUUCAUGGUCAAUUCUACGAUUUUAUCAAUAUUUUCAACACCAACGGCUGGCCCUCUGAAAAACAUGCUUACCUUUUCAACGGUGACUUUGUUGAUCGUGGAAGUUUCUCCUUGGAAGUCGUCUUGACCUUGUUUGCUUACAAGCUGUUGUUCCCUGAUCGGGUAUUCCUUGCCCGUGGCAACCACGAAACAGACAACAUGAACAAGGUGUAUGGUUUUGAGGGUGAAGUCAAGGCCAAGUUCAGUGAUAUGAUGAUGUUCAAGAUUUUCUCAGAGACAUUCAACUCUCUUCCUUUGGCACAUGUAAUUGGAAACAAGAUUUUGGUUGUUCACGGUGGUCUGUUCUCUCGUGAUGAUGUUACUCUAGAUGAUAUUCGCAAAAUCGACCGUCUUGCUCUUCGUCAGCCUGGAAAUGAUGGUUUGAUGUGUGAACUCUUAUGGUCUGAUCCUCAACCUCAGCCAGGUAGAGAGCCCAACAAGCGUGGUGUCGGUAUUCAGUUUGGCCCUGAUGUUACAAAGGCAUUUUUGGAAAGAAACGGCCUCGAUAUGUUGAUUCGUAGUCAUGAAGUUAAGGAAGAGGGAUAUGUGAUUGAGCAUGACGGCAAGUGUGUCACUGUUUUCUCUGCUCCCAACUACUGUGAUUCUGUUGGUAACAAGGGAGCUUACAUUAACAUUACACCCGAUAUGGUAUUGGACUAUGUUACAUUCGAGGCAGUGCCUCAUCCCAAUGUAAGACCAAUGCAGUAUGCCAGUCAAUUUAGCGGUAUGUUGGGCAUGUAAAAAAAAAGCACACACACACACACAUAAGCAAAAAAAACCCCCCAAUCGGUUUUUCCUUUUCUUCUUCAUUUUCAUCCUUGGCUUUUUGGGUCGGGUUUAUAAAAAAUGGAAGCAACCAAAGGGAAAGUGUAUCAAUCGACAAAGGAAAAAAAAAACAAAAAAUAGUCGUCUCCUUUAAUACUAUCUAUUAUUCUUUCUUGGCCGGUUUACUUUAUGUUAUAUAUAUAUAUACUCCAAAAAAAAACACUUAAUCUUUAGACAUAUAUGUCACCCAAAUU
This is a messenger RNA of Phycomyces blakesleeanus NRRL 1555(-), 1766 nucleotides long. RefSeq lists its product as hypothetical. Gene Ontology annotation, cellular component: nucleus; cytosol. Gene Ontology annotation, molecular function: protein serine/threonine phosphatase activity; protein binding. The transcript has 14 exons. NCBI's taxonomy places the organism in Eukaryota, Fungi, Mucoromycota, Mucoromycetes, Mucorales, Phycomycetaceae. The record is from RefSeq and is a predicted model, not a curated record. Bases 22 to 1488 code for a protein of 488 amino acids.